GACGCCCCAGAACUCGUCGCCCUCACGAAGGAGCUGACGUCGACUUUGAGCGCGAUCGAAGAGAGCGUCGAACCCUUGGUGAACGCCGCGCGCAACGGCGCGUUCGCGACGGCGGAGGGUAUUUCGUACUUGGACACCAAGUAUCUUUUGAUGCUGAGUUAUUGCUCGUCCAUCGUGUUCUACCUCUUGCUCAAAUCCGAAGGUCGCAGCGUGAAGGACCAUCCAGUGAUUGAGAGAUUGGUCGAGAUUCGACUGUACCUCGAAAAACUGCGACCGAUCGAUAAGAAGCUUCAGUACCAGGUGCGAAGACUGACCGCGCUCUCGACGACGAACAAGACGCGCCUUUUCGCCGCGAUGCGUUCGACCGUUGCGAACGACGAUGAAGAUCCACUCAGAUUCGCCCCGAAUCCCAACGCUCUGGUUUCCAAGACGGGCGAAGACGAAGAGGGCGGCGACGGCGUGUAUCGACCGCCGAAGAUGUUACCCACUUCGAUGGAUUACGAAGUCGGAGGUAAAGACGCCAAAGAAUUGCGAAGAAGCAAGGAGCAGCGUCGUCGCGCCGGUCGAUCACAGCUCAUCAAGGAACUCGCUCGCGAAGUCGGCGAAGCUCCCGAGGAGGUUGGUUUGGGAGACGAAGAUUUGGUCCAAAGCGCGUUCGCGAAGCGCGAGAUGGCAAGAAUGGAAGCUCGCGCGCGAGUGGAGGAAGAUUUGUUCACGCGCGUGCCGCUUUCCAAACAAGAGCGACGAAGACAAAAA
Messenger RNA from Ostreococcus lucimarinus CCE9901, 756 nucleotides. RefSeq lists its product with no specific name. The record is from RefSeq and is a predicted model, not a curated record. NCBI's taxonomy places the organism in Eukaryota, Viridiplantae, Chlorophyta, Mamiellophyceae, Mamiellales, Bathycoccaceae. Gene Ontology annotation, biological process: maturation of SSU-rRNA from tricistronic rRNA transcript (SSU-rRNA, 5.8S rRNA, LSU-rRNA). Gene Ontology annotation, cellular component: nucleolus; small-subunit processome. The transcript is spliced from 3 exons. The annotation marks the transcript as partial.